This is a messenger RNA of Arachis ipaensis, 1845 nucleotides long. The record is from RefSeq and is a predicted model, not a curated record. Lineage: Eukaryota; Viridiplantae; Streptophyta; Magnoliopsida; Fabales; Fabaceae.
GUGAGUUUUAAUUCCCCUUUUUAUAUCACAACCAAUAAUCUCUUCCCCCCAACUGUGCAGAAACCCGCGAGUUUAUUUUAGCAGCGCGCCAACCAAGAGCAAGAACAGAGCCGUGAACUUCAGCGGAAGAACCCACCCAGAAACCCCCAAAAUUUUCGAGCUAUUGCCUGUCAUCCACAAUUCCUGAAACCAUACUCUCUCAGCCAUUGUGUGCAAAAUCCUUGACCUUUGCUCCACCUUGCGCUUCCGUGUUGGUCGUCGAGCCGCACAGCUGCCAUCAGUGCUUCUCUCACUGGGGUUGAAGUUGAGCAUCUCCUCCUUCACUGAUUGCUAAAGCCAAAUUUGAGAUGAAAUAAGGAACGGCGCCUAAAUCCUUAUUUUCCCUUGCAAGACUCCAUUUGAACCUACCUCCAGCGGUGUCUCACAUAGUCUCCGCCGUCGAAGCCCCCUCCUGACGAAGGCCUGAAACCUAUUGCUUCUCUCGUCUAUCGCAAUUCUUCCACUUCAAAGGACUGUAGUCCCGCCUUCUCUUCUCAGAGUUUAAGAUGGCCCGGAAAGGUCGAUUCAUGAAAAAAUCAAAGUUUGGACCAGGAUUUCAGCAACCUCAAACGGGAGCGACUGCGACUUCAGACCCCCACCAUGAUGGCUCUCAAAUUCACCCGAACAGUGGUGAUAGUGUCCCUGCAAGUGGUGAUAGUGUCCCCGCUACUUCACGCCCUUUCCGUCCCCCGCGAAGUGAACCAAGGCCUGCUCCAUAUAUGAGCACAAACAGUGUCCAGAACUCGCUGCCAGGCCAUUAAACUUGGACGCUAAUGCAAAUGAGGAAACUCUUGUUGAUGAAGAAGUUGACGACCUCCAUGAUGCUUCUGGAGCUCAGAGUCGUAGAGGACACAAGACUACAGAGUUUUGGACGGUUAAGACCAUCGAUUCUGACGGCACAAUCAAGCCGGCGAAACUAAGCGUGAGGGAGGCUAUGGAACGGCCUAACGGUAGGAAGAUCGUGCUCAGGUUCAACAACGCAAAGCAAGCAAUUGGGGACGAAGCUGGACUGUUGAGUGGCGUGCUUGGUCUGCUGGGAUCUGAUUAUGAAAAAUUUCCCAUUUGUAGAAAAAGUUGGCGUCAGAUUACCACAAAAGACAAGGUUUAUAACGAAUGUGUCAAGCAAAUUUUCCACUUUGAUGAAGACAGCGAAGGAAUUAUCAAGAAAAAUAUUUUGAAAAGUAUGGGGAAGUCUUGGAAGGAAACAAGGCUGAGGUUGUAUGACCGUUUUUAUGAGCCAACAUUCACAAUUGAACAAAAUCUUGAGAAUUGCCCGCCGGAAAUUGAUCGAGAGCAUUGGAGAUGGUUCCUUGACUAUCGCGCCGAACCUAAGACGAAGGAGAAGUGCAAGAAAAACGCGGUCAAUCGAUCAAAACAACAAUAUACCCACACUGGCGGCUCGAAAAGCUUCGCACGGCGGAUGGAAGAAGAUUCGGAAGAACAAGGAAGGAUAGUCGGUAAAGGAGAGCUGUGGAUCAAAGUGCACAAGAAAAAGGAUGGCUCAUAUAUCAAUGAUGAAGCAAGAGCAAUUGGUGAAAGAAUUGAGGAGAUUGAGCAACAGGAUGAGUCUUCUAGAAUGUUGUCUCAAAAUGAUUCCAUUGCUCAGGUUUUUGGAAAAGAAAAAUCGGGUAGAGUACGUGGUGUAGGUUUUGGACCGACUCCUAGCCAACUCUUCGGUCCGAAUUCACAUGCGUCUGGCAACGAAGGCCAACUAGAGGAGACCUAGAGGAAGCUGCUUGAACUGCAGGCAGAGCUGGAAGGCGAGAAGUUGAAGAGGAAGGCGAUGGAGGAUGAGGCAUCAUCAGA